CACUGAAUGGGGGAGUUUGCUGAACCAACGAUUGGACCGCAUUGAACGUCCGGUGAAAAUUCUGACUUCGGGCUUGGGCCUGUUUCGGCCCCAAGCCUUGUGGCGCCAGCGUGCGGGGCUUGUGAUGGGCCGCAGACAACGCCGAAGACAGCAGCAGAGCCGUGAGGGAGGCUCCCAGGGCUGGGCCGAUGGUGGGUAUCCGGACAUCGUGAAGGAGAAUGCGUCGUUUGAACACUACUACGGGCAGCUUGGCAUUGUGCCUCAGGAGGAAUGGGAGAGCUUCCUGGCCACUCUGCGGGAGCCUCUGCCAGCCACCCUGCGGAUCACAGGAUAUAAGAGCCAUGCCAAAGAAAUUCUCCGUUGUUUAAAAGAGAAGUAUUUCAAGGAGAUAGAGAACCUGGUGGUAGAUGGUCAGAAAAUUGAAAUGCCGCAGCCAUUAAGCUGGUACCCAGAGGAGUUGGCAUGGCAUACAAACCUAAACCGAAAAAUCUUACGGAAAUCUCCACAGUUAGAAAAAUUUCAUCAUUUUCUUGUUAGUGAAACCGAAUGUGGGAAUAUUAGUCGUCAGGAAGCUGUCAGUAUGAUCCCUCCAUUGCUUCUUAAUAUUCAGCCUCAUCAUAAGAUUCUAGAUAUGUGUGCUGCACCUGGAUCCAAGACUGCCCAACUUAUUGAGAUGCUUCAUGCAGACAUGAGUGUUCCUUUUCCAGAGGGAUUUGUAAUUGCAAAUGAUGUAGAUAACAAACGUUGUUAUCUGCUAGUUCAUCAGGCAAAGCGGUUGAACAGUCCUUGCAUUAUGGUUAUAAAUCAUGAUGCCUCAAGUAUCCCUAAUAUACAGAUCAAUACAAAUGGGAAAAAAGAGAUCCUCUUCUAUGACAGAAUAUUGUGUGAUGUUCCUUGCAGUGGAGAUGGAACCCUGAGAAAAAACAUUGAUAUAUGGAAAAAGUGGAGUACACAUAAUAGUUUGCAACUACAUGGACUACAGCUAAGGAUUGCAACUCGUGGAGUCGAACAGCUGGCAGAAGGAGGUAGAAUGGUGUAUUCUACCUGUUCAUUGAAUCCUAUUGAAAAUGAAGCUGUCAUUGGUUCUCUGCUGGAAAAAAGUGAAGGUGCCUUAGAACUUGCUGAUGUCUCUUCUGAGUUGCCAGGUUUGAAAAGUCUGCCAGGCAUUACAAAAUGGAAGGUAAUGACCAAAGAUGGCAAUUGGUUUGAAGACUGGAAAGAAGUACCUUCUAGCAGGCAUACACAGAUCCGCCCCACAAUGUUCCCUUUAAAAGAUGAACAAAAAUUGAAAGCAUUACAUUUGGAGCGCUGUUUUAGAAUUUUACCACAUCAUCAGAAUACUGGAGGUUUCUUCAUUGCUGUAUUAAUUAAAAAAUCUCCUAUGCCAUGGAACAAGCGUCAGCCCAAGGUUCAGAAUAAGCUGCCUCAAAAGACUGGAGAUUUAAUACCUGUAGAUGCAGAACAGGAUCCUUUAGAAAGUAAAGAUCCUAUAAUGAAAGAUGCAAAAGAUGGAGAGACCUCAGUAACUGAGAGUGUGGAGAACAAGAAGGAUGGUGUUUGUGGACCUCCACCAUCUAAAAAAAUGAAGCUUUUUGGAUACAAAGAAGAUCCAUUUGUUUUUCUUCCUGUAGAAGAUCCUUUGUUUCCUCCUAUUCAGAGCUUUUAUGCACUGGACCCUUCAUUCCCUAAGAUGAAUUUGUUAACUCGUACUCAGGAAGGAAAGAAAAGACAGGUGUAUAUGGUUUCCAAGGAGAUACGGGAUGUACUGUUAAACAACAGUGAAAAGCUAAAGGUUAUUAAUACAGGAAUUAAAGUGUGGUGCCGCAAUAAUGAUGGAGAUGGUUGUGCCUUCAGAUUAGCACAAGAGGGCAUAUAUACAUUGCAUCCUUUCAUCAGUGCCAGAUCUAUUACGGCUGGCAUAGAAGAUAUUAAAAUUUUGUUAACUGAAGAAAAUCCAUUCUUAAGCAGGUUCAGUAAUGAAACACGCAGUCAACUGAAUGGAAUGGCUAUGGGUAGCAUAGUCUUGAAAUAUGAACCAGACCAAAGCAAACAAGACACCCAUGAGUGCUCUAUUUUGCUGUGUGGUUGGCUUGGCAAGACAUCUCUUCGUGCUUUCGUGCCCAAGAAUGAGAGAUUACAUUACCUGAGAAUGAUGGGACUUGAAGUAUUCAAAGCAAAAAGGAAAGAAGAAAAUUUAGAAGGUCAGUUGGAAACAGCAUCUACAGAUACUUCGGGACAAGUGCUAGAAGAAUUGGAAUUCGGAUGUAAAACCAAAAACAUCAAUCAGUUACCAACAAUAAUAGAAGAUGAAUUGAAUGGACAGCAUGAAAAAAUGUUAAUGGAAGCCAGCAUAGUAGAAAAUCUUUCUUCCACUGACAAAGAUGAAAAUACCAAAAAUAUUCAAAGCAAAAGUAAUGUUGACAUUAUGGAAAAAAAAGUCUAAAAAGUCAAUUUGCAUUGACUAUUCAUGCGAAUUUUUUUUAUAAUUAUGUACUGCAAAGCAUCUAAAAUGAUUUUAAUAAAGAAGCUAUUUCAGUUGUUGAGAAA
This is a messenger RNA of Protobothrops mucrosquamatus (brown spotted pit viper), 2547 nucleotides long. RefSeq names its product NOP2/Sun RNA methyltransferase 2 (gene NSUN2). Gene Ontology annotation, biological process: tRNA methylation. Gene Ontology annotation, cellular component: nucleus; cytoplasm. The record is from RefSeq and is a predicted model, not a curated record. NCBI's taxonomy places the organism in Eukaryota, Metazoa, Chordata, Lepidosauria, Squamata, Viperidae. The transcript is spliced from 19 exons. Bases 125 to 2443 code for a protein of 772 amino acids. Gene Ontology annotation, molecular function: tRNA binding; tRNA (cytidine-N5)-methyltransferase activity.